Molecule: messenger RNA, 987 nt
Organism: Chlorella variabilis
Lineage: Eukaryota; Viridiplantae; Chlorophyta; Trebouxiophyceae; Chlorellales; Chlorellaceae
Exons: 3
Coding region: 1-561 (186 amino acids)
Biological process (GO): photosynthesis
Cellular component (GO): photosystem I; photosystem I reaction center
Source: RefSeq, a predicted model, not a curated record
AUGCAGUGCGCGCUCUCCGCCAAGGUCUCCCUGGCUGGCCGGCAGGUGACGGCCGCUGCCCCCAAGCAGCGCGUGGCGGCCGCACGCUUCGUGGUGCGCGCUGAGGAGAAGAAGGCAGCCGAGCCCAAGCCCUGGGCACCCCCCGCCCUCGAUGCCUCCGCGCCGAGCCCCAUCUUCGGCGGCAGCACCGGCGGUCUGCUGCGCCAGGCGCAGGUUGAGGAGUUCCACGUGAUCACCUGGGAGGCCAAGAAGGAGCAGAUCUUCGAGAUGCCCACCGGCGGCGCGGCCAUCAUGCGCCAGGGCCCCAACCUGCUCAAGCUUGCACGCAAGGAGCAGUGCCUCGCGCUGCUCACCCAGCUGCGCACCAAGUUCAAGACCGACGGCUUCAUCUACCGCGUGUUCCCCAACGGCGAGGUGCAGUACCUCCACCCCAAGGACGGCGUGUACCCCGAGAAGGUGAACGCGGGGCGCUCUGGCGACAACACCAACAUGCGCCGCAUCGGCCAGAACACCAACCCCUCGCAGAUCAAGUUCACCGGCAAGAUCCCCGCCGAGUUCUAGGCAGCCCAGGCCGGGCCAUGCCAGCUUGUCAGCGAGCGGGCGGUGGCGCGCGGCGCGCGCAGCGCCCGCGGCCACCUCCAGCCAGCAGCAGCCCGUGCGCGGCGGCAGCCGAUCACGGGGGGCGAGGGCCGCCGAGCAUGGUGGUCGGCGGCCGGCGGGUGAGCGCGGAGCGGCGGCACGCGGCAGGGUGCGCACAUCGCCCGCGGCACCUUCAGCAUUUUUAGAGCCGCGAGCGGCUGCGCAGCCCUGCGCUGCCUCCUCCGCGCCCGCCCCUCGCAACCACUCCACCUCGAGAAGAACUGAACCCCAGGUUACCAUCUAGUGUGUCGCGUGUACGAUACGUCCGUUCCUUUUUUGCUGCAGUUUUCUGUGCGCUUGCAAUUCACCCAUUGCAACCCAGCCCGGCUGCCUUCCCUGUAAGGCGCC